GCUCCCGGCUCCGGCCCGCCCUCCGUCUGCGGCUCCACCGACGGGCAGGCGAGUGGUGCCAGUUGUCAGAGUUCUCCGCGCUUCACUGUCUGGGAAACUUGAGUCGCUUGCCGGGGCGCAUCUGUUCCCUGCCCUGAGGUGCGCUCCGGUGGAGAAAAGUGGCCCCGCGCCCAGCGGCAGGAUGGCGCGGACCCUGAGACCCGACGACAUCAACCCCCGGACGGGGCUGGUGGUGGCUCUGGUCAGCGUCUUCCUAGUAUUCGGCUUCAUGUUCACCGUGUCUGGCAUGAAGGGAGAGACCCUGGGAGACAUCCCGCUGCUGGCCAUCGGGCCGGCCAUCUGUCUGCCGGGCAUCGCCGCUAUUGCCCUCACCAGAAAGACCGACGGCUGCACAAAGUGGCCCGAGAACAUGCGUCCGCGGUGCAAGAGAGUGAGGGACCGAGAUGUCAUGGAGCUGCUAAGGACCCCCUCAGACCUGGAGUCUGGCAAGGGGAGUUGUGACGAACUGGCCAAGAAAACAUACCAGAGGGACAGGAGAGUGCUGCGGGGUCAGGAGAAUUCCGUGUUCGUCUGCACCACCACUGCUGCCAUCAUGGGAGAAUGCAACAGCCUCAUCAAAAAAGCGGAACAGGAGGACAUGCUGAAAUUCCUGGAGAGCUCUUACCCACAGACCCUGGAGACUGUGUGUGUGGGAGAUGGCUCCACGCACAGUGCCUUGGAGAAGAAGAGCUCUUCUCCCAGCAGGGACAGCACCGCUUGCCCUGACAUUGAAGACAACAUUUUUGUGGCACCUAAAGACAGUAUCAUUGUCUGUUCUUACAAGGAUAACAGCCCUUAUGACAGAUACUGUUGUUACAUAAACCCUACCGGAAUCAACUCAGACCAGGAGAGCAUAGUGUGAAAGACGUAUACUUUACAUAUAUGUGUGUAUACAAAAACUGCAACUUCAACUUCUUGAUAGGGGAUAAUAUAGCUGACUACACUGCAUGGGACAAUUCUGAUACUAUUUCAAUUUAACCUGUAUGUGACUGACUCAAACCUUUUGUGCCUGAAAUACUCUUUCUGUAAGUAAACAAGCAUGUUUAGAGGUUAAAGAAUUCCAUUCUUCAUUUUGGGGAAAAAAAAAAAGAAAUUACAAUUUAAUUUUAUUUCCUCCCUUUCUCUCCCUUCUGUUUUCCUGCUGCCUAUUGUACCAAGCCUGUAGGCAGCCUGGCAGGAGGGCAGUGGCUGUCAGCUGGGAUCAAGAGCUGAAUCAGACUCAAGCUGUCUGUGGGAAAGAAUGUGGUGCUCUAUAGCUGAAUGAAUCUUUGAAAUACUGUCACUUCAUUUUGGGAGAGAUUGAGAGAUGUCAACAUGCACUCCAGUAGAUGGCUGAUGUCAGGGAGUGUAGAAGUGAUUUGUCCCCCUUCUUCUUCCUGGCAGGAUUUUAUUUUCCUCUGCAUCAAGAAAUCAAUGUGCUGACCCUGUGGGCUCUUCUGAAAGUCUCCUAGGAACCAGAUAGACUCAGAGGACUUUUCAAAGGCUAAUCCAUCAUCAAUAGCAUGCAACAUAGAUGUGUUAGCUUAAUUCUCCACUGGUCUUGACUUCACUGGAGUGUUUCUAACAUUUUGUAUUUUAUAGGCAUACUUGACAAGGAGAUUACAACAUGAUCAUGACACAGUUCUUACACAGACUAGAAGCAGAUGUCAGUGGACUUAGGCCUUUAAAAUAUAUUUCAGUACCUCAAAAGUUGCCUAGGGAAUAGACUUCUAUGGGUUGUGUGCAGAGCAGGAUCUUACCCUUCUGAAAAUGCCAUUUUCUUGUGCCUUUUCUAAAAUGCCAGAUGUUUCUGUAUGGGUGAUGCAUGGUUACAGUCCACUCAGAGGUCUCAAAGCCAUGCUUUGCUGUGGGGAGGGAACAGAGGACCUGACUGACGCAUCUUUGCUCACUGUUUGUGGGUACAUAGCACGAAAAUAUGAAGCAAGUAAUGAGGAUUAACCAUUCAAAAUCUGUGUCUGCAGUUAACAUGCAGAAACACAAAUCCCAGCUAUUCUGUCCAACAGUAAAUUGCAUUUUCCAUGCUGUGUAUAAAAAUCUUAACUGGCCUUUACUAACUAGGUAUCAGAGACAUAGUGUAACACAAUGUACAUGCUAAGCAGCUACUCCAAGGGUUAAGGUCUUAGGUUGCUAAAGCACAGAUUUAGCAUCUCACAAAGCCCCAGUUCCUAUAACUAAACUCUCAUAACUCCAAAAAGUUCCUGUGUGAUGCAAGUCUUACUAACUGUCUCUACUUAGCUGGUUUUUGUCAGCCAUAAAUUGCACCAGAUGUUUUGAAUUACCAGGAUAGGAAACAAGAAAAACAAGCCUUCUUUUGUAGCAACCUCAGAUGUUGUGUAGAAAGUGCAAAAGAAUUUUGCACUGAAAUGAGCCUUUCCCUGCCCACGGAGUUAUCUGCAUAUUGAAUGUAAAUAUUAUGCAUACACUUGUGUGUUUGUUUAUUUGUUUAGGAACUUACUUCAAGUAGUAACAGUCGGCCAACCUCUGAAAAGAUUUCCAGAAGGAGGAAACAAAAUGUUUUACAUUGGAUAGUUUGAUUUCUUUCAGACCAAACAAGAUGUUAAAGCUUUGGCCACACUUUAGCAUCAGGAUACUAUAAGGAUACAUUCAAAAAACACUAGCUAGUUUGAGUCAGGUAAAGCCUCUCAAUAGGUGGUUACUAGCAGCUUUGCUGCUCAGGCAUGCAGCAAGAAUACUGUGAUAAUAAAUAAACUCUUGCACUCUGUACAGACCAAGUUUUAUUCACUGAGCAAAGGAAUUCCACAAGACAGACUCUCUCUCUGGCAUAUUCAGCUCCCACUUCCACAUAAAAGCACUCUGUUGUCAGCAACUUGCCUCCUGCAAGCUUAGUCACUGCAGGACCUUAUUCUGCAGUGUACAGAGCAGGUCUUUGACGGCACUGGGAAAUCUUACUUCACAACCUCUGAAGCCAACAGCUAAAAUACUGCUGAUGAACAUGACGAGGAAUAGAAUCUUUUGCUUUCUGUUUCCAAGGAAAGCAGGUGAGGGUCUUAGUGUGUGCCCAUGUGUGCUCAGCAUCCCUGAAGAUCAGACCCACCAUGAGAAAACAGGCUACUGGGUAGCUGUGUGCUGCCUUUAACAGGGUUGUGAGCAAUCACUUGCAUAAGAGAGCAAAGCAUCAGCCUGCUGGGAACCUUGAUUUGUACAGUUCUGCAAAUAUAUAUCUAUAUAUAUGGGAAGAGGUCAAGUUUUUCAAUUUUUUUCUAGGAUUACAUAUUCUCUGUCAAAAGUUAUAUGUGGUUUUUCAAGGCAAGACAGCAAACUCUAGUGACAAAUGGGAUGGUAAAUAUCUAACUUGUGAUACAGACAUGCAGAUCUGAGUCACACGCGUUUUUCCAUUCUUAGUGUAAAAACUCGAGAAUGUUUGUAUUAAAGCAAAGUUUAAUGGGAGUGAAAACUUCCCACAAUAUAUAAAGAUAUAUUUAAAAAAUUAUGGUUAAAAUGUAAUAUUUACAAGCAAUUUCAUCCCUCUAAUUCAUUUUGCUGAGGUAAGAUUUCUUAACAAACUACAACUUUAGGCAAUAUUUCUAGGCUAAUCCACAAUGAUCCACUAAAGUUGUUUGUUGAACGUGUGAAAAUUUGAUGUUAAAGAAACAUAUUAGUAUGGCCUCUGAAAUCUCUUUCUUUACAUUUUUGUCCUUUCUUUUCUGCUAGUUAGAGAAUGAAAUGGAAAUGGACUAAUUUGGCCAUUUUAAAAAUAAGCAUUUGUUGAUUUGUUUGUGGGUUUUUUUAAUAAAGUGACCUUUUUCAAACACCAUGGUUUUGCCAGUAGAAAUCUACUGCUUAUUUUAUAGAAGAUAGCAUGACAGAAGCUUCAAGGUUUUUACGCAGAUAACAUACCCAGGCCAGAGAGCUACUAGGACUUUAUUUUUGUUCAGCUCAUGUGGUCUCUUCUGACGGCCACUAGAACUUGCAGUACCAGUGCUGACCUUAGAACAAGAAGGAAUAAUCAUGUUGCUUUUCAGAGGCAGCUUCUAGUCUGAAUUUGGCUUCAGGAUACCACAGCUUGGGGUGUGACUCUAAGCCACGACCGGAGGUGAGAGCUUCUUUCUGUUCUUACUAGUUUAAAAAACCUCUGGAUCAAAAUCCCACUUUUCUUCUCAGUGUUAUCUUCCAAAUAAUGCAUACAGCUGUAGGGGAGCUCUGCUUGUGGGAUAAAUGUCUAUUGUCAUAUACUGCUUGGUCCUAAAACAUGGGUGGCAGGUUGUACAUAGUGUUUGAACUAAACCAGUGAUUUGGACAUUCAGAGAAGGUUUGUAAGAUAUAUAAAAGUUAUUUUUGGAAUAGCAUUUGUUGUAGUGUUGUAGUAAAGUUUAUCUGUGAUACAUAGAUCAAUGGUACACAGGGAAAUUUUGUUUUUACUUUUUUUAAAUUUCUGUUGUCACAAAUAGCAUUUUUUACACUCAUGCAAGCUAAUCAUUGCAAAGUCUUUAACAGGCAGUUGGAAGUUUUAGUUAGUGUGCAGCUUGUCCUCCUGGGCACUUAGCAGUAGCUGGUCCUUUCUGCCAGGAAUGGAACAAGCGGGAGGAAAGUGUGCUCAGAGUCUCUCUCAGGAGACUUUGUCCUAUCUCUCAGGACUGGUAUUGUGUUCUUGAUCUUCAUUCUGCAGAAAUAUCCUGCUCUUCUGCAGGCAGUUCCUCCCCAUCUAAUCCAACCUCUCUGCAGUCCUGACUUUAGUAACUAUUUAUUGUGUUGUAAUUAGCAGAGUAACAGCUACUAUGAUCCCCUCUCAGCAUUUCUGCUGCUACAUACCAGACUGUUCACAGAAUGAACUCCUGCUUUUGACCAGGGUGGUAGAAUUUGACACUACAUCAUCCAUUUGAUGAUCCAACUAAAUUGUCAGUUCUUUGCAGCACAGGCUUGGAAUUUUGUGGUGGGUUAGAGAUGGGUGACUGUCAGGUCACCAAGGCAACUUGAUUUUCCUUUGCAUGUAGGAACUGAUCUAUUUAUUUGCAGAGCACAAUCAGCACAUAGAAUCUUGAGUCUCAACACGUUGCCGGUAAAGCCAUAUUGCUAGACAAUGCAGUUCUGACAUGAAGAUUUUUAAGUCCUGAAAGGUUUCUGUCUAAAUUUCCAAAAUGAAUUGUAUUAAAACAUGUAGAGGAGUUUCCUAAGAUGUAGACUAGAAGUGUUUUCUUGACAGAUUCUUAACACACAGAGUGGGGCAUCAGCUGCAAAGCAGCUCGUGCUGAACCCAUUUUUACUCUGCAGCCAGCCUGAACACACAAUCCCUACUGGGACUGCUCUCGGAGAGUUUGUUAUUUCUCUGGUGGUAUCUGCCCUUUUAUGUCUGGAAACAACACAGAGAAUGGAUCUAGAAGUGACUUUUACUGCUCUUUGGCAAACUUUCUUCAAUAAGCCUUACUGUUAGUUUAUCGGUCCUGUCAGUCUUAGAAUUCCAGACCCUCUGUGUCUUUACCAGACAAGGAGUUUCAGCUUUCAUUGGUGUUUAAAUCAUGGCUUCUUUUCCGUUCAGAACAGUUGCAUGAAUUAGCCUUGUGUCAGAUACACACAAGUGUUUAUGCUUAAUGUUUUUUCGUACUGCACCAUGGAUGGGUGCAUAUACAUUAUACAUUCGUUUGCAAGAGCAGGUCACAGAAUGCACAAUGUAGCCACAUAUUAAUCUGAGAUCUCCUCAAAGGUGUCUUUCUAAUACCUCACCUAACUUUUCUGCUUCAAGCCUAUUGUUGCAAUUUAUAAUUCCUUCCAUCCUUUAGGAGAAGAAAGUUUUUUUAAGAACAACUCUGUUGUGGCUGCUUAACACAGAGUUCUUUCAACAGAGUUAAAGUAUCCCAGGACUGUGCUUCAAUACAGCUCCUGUGAAAUCCUGGCAAUUGAAAAUUGAAAUUUUCCAGUGCUUUGCAUUCAGUAUUUCCCCAAACCAUUGGUAAAAGCCUUGAACCUUUUGUCAAUUCUGAAAGAUUCAGUUCCAGUAUUUCAAUUUCGUGUCAUUACUUAGGGAGUGAAAAAGGGUUAAACACUUUGAAAAUCUGGGUCUGUACUUUGUUCUAAUGAGAGUAGAACAGAAAAAGAAGUGUCCUUCAUGACAGCAAAAGUAACCAAAUUUGUCAGAUUAACUGUGUUAAAUUCUGGUCACAGAGGCAAUAUGUUUAGUGCAUUCUGCCAUAUGUGUAUCUUCUCUUCAGUAGCUUUCCCUGAACAGGCUCCUUAGGUGGGGACAGAGAGUGUUUUUCUGCCUGAAGGCAGGAUACAAGAGCAACAGAAA
Molecule: messenger RNA, 6283 nt
Organism: Neopelma chrysocephalum (saffron-crested tyrant-manakin)
Lineage: Eukaryota; Metazoa; Chordata; Aves; Passeriformes; Pipridae
Gene: TMEM215
Product: transmembrane protein 215
Exons: 1
Coding region: 182-901 (239 amino acids)
Source: RefSeq, a predicted model, not a curated record